GCAGUAGUAAAAACCUGCAACAAACCACCACUUCGAAAAGAAACAAAAAAACAUUACGGCACUAUCACGCAAUCAUGCUUCGCUGGUACCAACGAAAGCUGGCCUCUCGGCCCUUGUUGACGCAGAGCGUCACAACUGCCGUGCUGUUCGCCGUCGGCGAUAUCACCGCGCAGCAGGUCGUCGAGAAGAAGGGUCUUGAGAAGCACGAGAUGGCUCGAACGGGUCGCAUGUUCCUCUAUGGUGGUGCCAUCUUCGGCCCCGCCGCAACGACCUGGUUCGGGAUCCUGCAGCGGUCGAUCCGGCUGCGCAACCCGCGGGCGGAGACGCUGGCGCGCGUGGCCGCGGACCAGCUGCUGUUCGCGCCGACCUUCAUCGGCGUGUUCCUGUCGAGCAUGGCGGUCAUGGAGGGCGGCUCCCCCCGGGACAAGCUCGCCAAGAGCUACCUGCCCGCCCUCCAGACCAACUACCUCAUCUGGCCCUUCGUCCAGAUGGCCAACUUCACCUUCGUGCCCCUCCACCACCGCGUCCUCGUCGUCAACCUCGUUAGCAUCGGCUGGAACUGCUACCUCAGCAUGAUUAAUAGCAAGAAAUGAAGUGGAAAUGGAAAACGGAAACGGACUGGAACGGAACGGAACGGAAUGGAAUGGAACGGAAC
Daldinia caldariorum is the source of this 655-nucleotide messenger RNA. RefSeq lists its product as uncharacterized. The transcript is spliced from 3 exons. Bases 75 to 593 code for a protein of 172 amino acids. NCBI's taxonomy places the organism in Eukaryota, Fungi, Ascomycota, Sordariomycetes, Xylariales, Hypoxylaceae. The record is from RefSeq and is a predicted model, not a curated record. Gene Ontology annotation, cellular component: membrane; cytoplasm; mitochondrion.